Messenger RNA from Aspergillus melleus, 303 nucleotides. RefSeq lists its product as uncharacterized. NCBI's taxonomy places the organism in Eukaryota, Fungi, Ascomycota, Eurotiomycetes, Eurotiales, Aspergillaceae. The coding region runs from base 1 to 303 and encodes 100 amino acids. The record is from RefSeq and is a predicted model, not a curated record. Gene Ontology annotation, molecular function: monooxygenase activity. The transcript has a single exon.
AUGUAUCCUCAAAACGGUUGGAGAACUCUUGAUGUCGCCAUCAUUGGCGGUGGGAUCGGCGGUCUAGCGGCGGCAGCGAUCUCGCUCCGGCGAGCUGGACACUACGUUACCGUUUAUGAACGAGCCGACUACGCUGGCGAAGUCGGUGCUUUCAUCUCCUGCGCCGCCAACGGCACCAGGUGGUUGCAGGAAUGGGAGGUGGACAUUGAUAAAGGGGAUCCCGUUGUCCUACGUUCUACUUAUAACAUCGGAACGGUUGAAGCUUCACUUAGCUUCAACCCAAAAACAGAUUCACGAAAGUGA